Chara braunii is the source of this 1211-nucleotide messenger RNA. NCBI's taxonomy places the organism in Eukaryota, Viridiplantae, Streptophyta, Charophyceae, Charales, Characeae. The record is from the annotation of a GenBank genome assembly.
GUGGGGCACGAACGAAUGUAUGCCUUAACGUCGGCGAGUAAGGAAGGCCAGUAGAAGUAGCGGGAAAUGGUGUCGAAGGUUUUCUGGAAACCGAGAUGUCCUGCGGUCUUGGCGUCGUGGUGCUCGGCCAAGAGUUGAGUACGGAGGCCUCGUGCGUCGGGGAUGCAAAGUCGGCGAGUGUCUUUGGUAUCGAUGUAAAGGAGAUUGUUGUGGAGGGAGUAGUUCGGAACUGGGUCAAGAUCGCGGAGUUUGUUGUAAAUGCGGGCUUGGCGUGGAGUGAUAUCUUUCUUAGAGAGGAUGGAGGAGACGAUGGUGUUGUCAGUGCGGAUGGUGAAGUAUUGCCCGUCGAGGUAUGGGCGCCAAACUGUGAGGGCGUGAAUCACGGCGAGGAGUUCCUUCUCGUUGGAGGGGUAAUUCAUCUCCGCGGGAAGGAGCUUCUUACUUGCGAAGGCGAUGGGGUAUUCGCCAGGUGGAGCCUCGGGGUGAGUGGGCGAGUCCUUGAUGGAGGGGGUCUCGACGGUGUCGCGGGGGAAAUCUUGGGACAGUACGGCUCCGAUGGCGAAGUCGGAGGUGUCAGUGGUGACAUAGAAAUGGCGAGUGGGGUCGGCGAUCUUGAGGACAGGGGCCGUGGUGAUGGUUUGCUUGACGGCAAACGUACAUUUGCUGAGCUUGRCGUAGAAUUUUUGCUCGCGGAGGAUCGAGAGAACUUGGCGGAGGUGCUGAAGGUGGGACUCGAAGGUGGGGCUGAAGACAAGGAUGUCAUCAAGGUAGAUGACGACACAGACUUCGAGGAGGUUGCGGAACAUGUGGUUCAUGGUAGAUUGGAAGGUAGCGGGGGCAUUGGUGAGUCCGAAGGGCAUCAGGAGAAACUCGUAGUGCCCGAACCGAGAGCGGAACGCAGUCUUGUGGGUGUCCUCCUCACGGAUACGGAUCUGGUGGAAGCCACUGCRAAGGUCGAUCUUGGUAAAGUACUUAGCUCCACGGAGACGAUCAAGGAGCUCGGAAAUCCGAGGAUGUCACUGAUGGGUAGGCCGACAGAUGCAAUGCUGAAGCCGGGUCAGUGUUCUGGGGACUGUGUUCAUGACGAGGAGGGGCCCGCGCUUGCCGAGGGCGGUGAUGCGGAGGUUGCAGGUCGCAUGGAGGUGGACUGACGGGUGAAUCGUGCGGCGUUGGGGCAGUUGGUUUGUUGGUGCCCCAAUUGGCGACAACGG